Molecule: messenger RNA, 1733 nt
Organism: Durusdinium trenchii
Lineage: Eukaryota; Dinophyceae; Suessiales; Symbiodiniaceae
Source: the annotation of a GenBank genome assembly
AGACUGCUCAAGCACUGGCCUCUUAGUGUGUCCCGGAGCGAAGCGCGUUCCGUGACGAGUUGGAGCGAGAUGAUGACUCCACUCGCAGCUGGUGCAGUGUCAGGUGCAGCAAAGCAGACCACGCCGGAAGGCAUGGCUCCUGUCACCCGGCCGACGAAGCUCUUUAUUGGAGGCAUCACGCGCAACACCACGACCAAGCAGCUCCGUGAUCAUUUCUCUGCAUAUGGACGUGUGUUGGAUUGUGUUGCGAUGCGUCAGCCAGAUGGACGUCCUCGUGGCUUUGGUUAUGUCACAUUGGACUCGCCACAAGCGGCUGACUUGUGCUUGGCCCAGCCACAGAUCAUUGAUGGCCGCGUUGUGGACAUGAAGCGUGCCGUGCCGGAGGGCGACAUGGACUCAGCUCCAACCACCAGGCUUCACACUCCUGGCAGUGCUCGUGUGCAGCCACCUGGCCUGGUGCAAGGAAAAGAAGCCAAGCCAGCCCAGCCUAGAGCACGUGGCAACGCAUGGCCUCUUCCCACAGGACUCAACACCCUUGCGGCCGUUACACCGCAGGUGUGGACUGGAAUCAGCUCCGCUCCGGACUGUUUGGAACUACUCAGCCGCACAGAGGCUGAGACACCCAGGUGUCAGCAGCCGGACAUUGGCAAAGCAUGUGCUCUUUCUGCCAAUGCCCCUGAGUUCGUUCCGCAGCCGGUCGCGCGCCCGGCGCUGGGUGAGAUCACCAACAUGGUACAUCUUCAAGGUGAGGGGAAGAAGAGCAUCAUGCCACUGAAAGAUGUGAAAGGGAGCUCACAUCGUGACCGUGACCUACAAAUCAACACGGACUCCAUCUAUGAGGAUCUUUCGGACAGCAAUCCCAGCCCACCAGGCCUGGCGAGCCCCUACUAUGAUGCUGACCUGAAGACGGUUUCCUUGGGCGCCUUGCCAUCGCUUGGUUCGUUGGAACACGCGGCUGGAACCUGCAAACGUUGCAACUUCUAUCCAAAAGGGCGCUGCCAGAACGGUCUCUUGCAUGUGCUUUCAGUCAAUAUGUGUUUCUUUCACUUCAACUUUAAACAAGCAGCAAACAGAAGGAUCGGACACUUUGAAACAGAAGAUUGGUUGCAUUGGGACGCAGGACUGAGCUGCAGCUUUUGCCAUCUCUCCCAUGAGCGCCGCAAGUCGAGCCGUGCAGAGAAGCGGGAGCGAGCUGAGAACAUGCCUCAGACCCCGUCCACCGGAACAACAGAUGUGGAGGACUUGGAGGCGAACGGUGCUUUGCCUUUCGGACUUCCAGUUCCCGACUUGAGCUCGCUGGGUCUCCCCUUCGGGAUGCCGGCUCCAGUGGUGCCUCCACCUGGCCUCACGCCCAGCCUUUUGUCCACACAACCCUUGCCUCCAGUUUGGAGGGAUGACGACUUGGAGAAUGCAUGCCAUCCAUUCCCCAAUCCUUUGUCGUUGGCCUCCGCUGCGUGCCUGGCGACCGUCCCGAUGACCGCCAAUGUGCCCCCCUCAAGCCCGAUGACUGUACUCUUGCAAAGCCACUUGGAGGAAGCUGAGCGGAAGGUCAUGGUAACCAUGGCGACGCAGACAGGUGAGGACUCUGAUUCUGAUUGCUUCUGCCGAGAAAAGCUCUUGCAGCACCGUUCUUCGGGCUCCGGCAUGAACAGCCUGGGAUUUCGUACAGAUAAAGUUGGCACUGCAGAUGAGACUCCAGGAGCAGUCUGAGAAGUGAUAGAUGACAUAUGUCU